Messenger RNA from Musa acuminata AAA Group (dessert banana), 1685 nucleotides. RefSeq lists its product as uncharacterized. Lineage: Eukaryota; Viridiplantae; Streptophyta; Magnoliopsida; Zingiberales; Musaceae. The record is from RefSeq and is a predicted model, not a curated record. The transcript is spliced from 7 exons. The coding region runs from base 943 to 1539 and encodes 198 amino acids.
AGUCGGAAACGAAGAGUAAAAAAUGGAUCUGAUGGGGUUGUGAGUUGUGAUUUUGCAUGCAUAAGCUGCUCUUAGUGAAGGUAGAUUGAUCGUUCACUAAUGGAUGUAGGAAUUUAAUUGAUUGUAGCUUGUUCGGAAAAAAAGGAAAAUAAUGACAGAUUGUGUUGCAUGUCUAGUUGUUGAGAGUUGUUUUAUACCUCAUAAGUCAAAAUUUUGAAUUGAAUAAAUCAGAGUGUAGAAGGAAAUUUUUUGUUGGAAUCGCCACUUUGGGCUACCUUACUCACAAUUAGGUCUUGAAAUUUUGGUUUAGGCAAAAAGUUAUAGAAGUGGUAAAGUCAGAACUCUGCCUACAGAAUAGAGAAGACUCUUAUUUUCAAUAAUGUAAAUCUCAAAAACGUCUAUAGUACUUCCACCUUGGUGGCUCUCUUAUAAAAAAAAGUAGUAUAAAAAACAAAUCAUCACAAUAAAAUCAAAGGAAUAACAGGAGCAAUAUAUAUGGACCUCAUAGCUAACACAGUUAGCUUUCAGGAUAUCGAUUUGUUAAUGAAGAUUUAAUAAUGUAAGAUCAUAUACGGGUGAUGUGUUUGCUUUCUCAGAACUCUAUAGAAGCUUUGUUUGCAGGACCUUGAAGCAAAAGAGAUGUGAAAAAUACUUGGAUACUGUACUGACAUAUGCAAAUCACAUUGCAUUUGUGUUGAAGAUCAAAAGCUUUUAUAUUCUACAUGAUUGUGUAUUGUACCGUUCCUGCUAUCUUUAGAAAUGCAUUCAGUUGUGCUGCUGUAUAAUUAUUACCACAGAAAGCAGUUUCCACAACUUAAGUUUCUUGCUUUCGAACCUUUCUGCAAAAUGGCUUCCAUUGCAAAUCCCAGCCUUUUGAUGUAUAUGAAAUUUAUGCUCAAAUAAGAAGAAGGGCCAGGAAAUCUUGACAAGCAUCUCUCAGUCAUGGAGAAGAUGGUCAUGGAUGCCUAUACUAAGAAGGAAAAGUGUUUGCUUGAGUUCUGCUCUAUGACACAGAGGGUGUGGUCACUGGUGGAGAAAGAAGUUGAUAGACAAGUCGAAAAUUUGAUAGGGACAACACAGAUGAAAAUGCACUUAUCUGAAAAAGGAUCUUUAAUUUCAGAUGAAUCUCUGGAAAAUGAAGAUGUAUUUCAGCAGCUUGCAUUUUCUGCUGUGGAGCAGAAAACAGGUAGCAACUGUUCAAAGUUGAGUAUCUUGGAGCAUCAUAUGACAUAUUCAUUAAGUCAAGAGAAGACCACUGUCAGGGUAUAUAUAAUGAACUACACAGAAGCAAUGAAUGAAGGGCUUGUGGAAAUUCCUAUCAAAGACGUAAUAAGCAGCUUGCAAGGGCCUCUAAUCAGGACUGACCAACCUUCUGAAGUGACUUCAGUAGAACUGGAUGAUCUUUGUACAUUACCACAAUUCUGGAUAUUACCACAAUAUAGAGUUCUUCCUUCAAUUCUGGAUGGUAGGGUGAAAGAUGUUAACUUCUACUCAGGAAUGCUCCAAGCAACUGUGACCCUUAAAAGGGUUGAACUUUGAAUGCACGGUAAAUGGUGAUAUGAAGAGCAGUCGCCGUGCAGCACAAUCGUCCGCAGCUACUCAUAUGUUCAGCAAACUCCUCUCCAUGGCAAGAAACCAAGCUCAAGCACAGUUUGAGAUCUCCAUGCCCACCAGUUUAUGCUUCU